This is a messenger RNA of Austrofundulus limnaeus, 1903 nucleotides long. RefSeq names its product spastin (gene spast). The transcript has 17 exons. The coding region runs from base 119 to 1537 and encodes 472 amino acids. Lineage: Eukaryota; Metazoa; Chordata; Actinopteri; Cyprinodontiformes; Rivulidae. The record is from RefSeq and is a predicted model, not a curated record. Gene Ontology annotation, molecular function: ATP binding; ATP hydrolysis activity. Gene Ontology annotation, cellular component: microtubule cytoskeleton.
CCGCCAUGAAAWCAAUAACAGAAGAAGAAGAGCAAGGGGCGGGGCUUCGGUCCGGAAAGCGGAAGCUAAUGGGCGCGCUAAACCAAGUUAAAACCGAGCAGAGGGAGAAAGUAACGCGAUGUCAUCUAAAAGCAGAGACAGAGAAGAACUACCAAUAAACUACCACAAGCAAGCGUUUGAGUACAUAUCCAAGGCGUUGAGGAUCGACGAAGACGGUGCAGCAGAUAAGAGAGAAGCURUGCAGUGGUACAAGAAGGGGAUCGCUGAGCUCGAAAGGGGCAUUUUUGUGGAGUUGACAGGAACAGGACAUCAAUAUGAGAGGUCGAAGAGGCUGCAGGAUAAAAUGAUGGCCAACCUCACCAUGGCUAAAGAAAGGCUUGCUGAACUGGAGGCCACGCUAGAGGAGUCUAAAAACAGAARUCCUCCCCAGUCCACGUCCGGUUCUGUUCAGCCACAGUCAAAGCCUAAUAUCCAGCCUUCAGCUUCCGGCUCGUCCACUAACCCCAGGCCCUCCACUGCUGUCAGACCCCAGACGAGACCCUCCGACCCAAAGGUGAUGCUCCGGACGGGAAAAGUUCACAACGGGAAGCCCACAGCUGUGAAGCAGCCCCCAAGGAGGGGCUUGAAAAACUUCAAGAAUGUGGACAGUAAACUGGCCAACUUGAUCCUGAAUGAAAUUAUUGACAGGGGGGCGUCUGUAUCUUUUAAUGACGUCGCUGGACAAGAUCUGGCUAAACAAGCACUUCAAGAAAUUGUCAUCCUUCCUUCUUUAAGACCAGAGCUGUUUACUGGCCUGAGAUCCCCUGCACGUGGUUUACUUUUAUUUGGACCCCCUGGGAAUGGGAAAACCAUGCUGGCCAAAGCUGUCGCUGCAGAGUCUAACGCCACGUUCUUCAACAUAAGCGCUGCUAGUUUAACAUCUAAAUAUGUAGGAGAAGGUGAAAAGCUUGUACGGGCUCUGUUUGCAGUUGCGAGAGAGCUACAACCCUCUGUCAUCUUCAUCGAUGAAGUGGACAGCUUGCUCUGCGAGAGGAGGGAGGGCGAACACGACGCCUCCAGGCGUUUAAAAACCGAGUUCCUCAUCGAGUUUGACGGGGUGCAGUCCGGAGGGGACGACAGGGUCCUGGUGAUGGGAGCGACCAACCGGCCGCAGGAGCUCGAUGAAGCAGUUUUAAGGCGCUUUGCAAAAAGAAUUUACGUGGCAUUGCCUGAUGAGAAGACCAGAUUGACUCUGAUGAAGAAUCUUUUGGGAAAACACGGGAAUCCUUUGAGCUCGAACGAACUGACUUACCUUUCAAAAGCAACCGAAGGGUUCUCAGGAAGUGAUCUGACAUCGUUAGCCAAAGACGCUGCUCUCGGACCUAUCAGAGAGUUGGGACCAGACCAAGUGCGAAAUAUAUCAGCUAAAGAGAUGCGUAACAUCAAGAUGAAAGACUUCGAGGACUCCCUGAAGCGCAUUAAACCCACAGUCAGCCCAGCCACUCUGAGCAUGUACACCAAGUGGAACAAAGAGUUCGGUGACACGACAACCAUUUGAGCUUUAUUUUUAUGUUUUAAGAGUUGGUCAAACGGAAUAAAAACCCUGCUGAAUGUUAGGGAGCUUGUAAUAUAUGAAUAUUUGGACAUUCUGGGAGAAUUAUUGGAUGAUUUUCAUGUUUUACGGACAGACUUCGCACUCCUUAUUUACUUUAUUGAGCCAAGAAAUGUUAUUAUUUAUAAUUAAACUGUUGCAGAAUAGAAUUAAUUUGUCUCGCUUCAGAAAAUAAAUUCUUACUGAACAUCGCUAAGGAAGUAGACGUGUUGAUUGUAUUCAUCACAAAAUGCUCUGUGCGUUUUAUGCAUCUAGAGUGAUUAAAAACUGGCUUCAGUAAUAAAUAUGUUUAUUAAAGUUUCGUCGACGUCA